Girardinichthys multiradiatus is the source of this 2019-nucleotide messenger RNA. It is a transcript of the gene tcaim, whose product is annotated as T cell activation inhibitor, mitochondrial. The record is from RefSeq and is a predicted model, not a curated record. NCBI's taxonomy places the organism in Eukaryota, Metazoa, Chordata, Actinopteri, Cyprinodontiformes, Goodeidae. Bases 149 to 1654 code for a protein of 501 amino acids. Gene Ontology annotation, cellular component: mitochondrion. The transcript has 10 exons.
GAAGAAGAAGAAUAAAACCAAGUAUCUAACCAAAUAGGGAAGACCUCUUCAGGGAGACUUCUGGUUGUGCGUUGUUUCUAGUUCGAUGUUAUCUUUAUGACCUACAACAACCGUCGAAAGGUACAAAGAAGUCCGAAGGAAUGAAGUCAUGAUUUUUUUAGGGGCUGUCACUUUCAGGUCACAAAGGAAGCAGGUGACCACAUGCCUAGUCCAGCAGAGAGCUCUGUCAGGUGCAGAGGCUGUCAGUGCUCUACGACCAUUUUAUUUUGCUGUUCAUCCAGACUUCUUUGGUCAAUAUCCCUAUGAACGGGAAGUGAAUGAAAAUUCUUUGAAGAGAUUAAAUGGCUACUUAGAAAACUUGCAGAAGCCUGGCUCAAAUUUAGCCCGGUCUACGGAGCUCACAUUUUUUGUCAGGGACACAAAGGAGAACAGUGAGAAGAAAGCAGGCAUUCUCCAUUCAGGUUUUCGGUCUGUGACUUUCAUUCUACACACGAAUAAUGUUUUGAGUACUGUGAUGAACGUCCUGACAUCCUGCAGCUUACCUGUGGAGCACAUAAAGGAACUAAAAGAACGUUUUGGGACAUUUAAAAGUGUGCCUGACACAGGAGUACCUUUUUAUAGACCUAUCAAAUGGGAUAAAAGCUUCUACACCUUCACUGGUUUCAGAGACCCUGAGCAGGAGCUGCAGCAGGCCAGGACAGUGGAACCUACACUCCAGUUAGUAACACUGAUCCCCACUUCCACAUUGUGCCAUUGGCUGAGAAACAAUGAACCUGUGGCAACAAAGAAAUACAAUGCAAGCCUUCCACAGAGAGAAGAACUAAGCAGAUUAAAGAAGGAACUGUGUCUAAAGUUUCGAUUGGCAGAUAUCCGGUGGCAGCGCAGCUGGGGAGUGGCUCACAAGUACUGUCAGCUUCAGAGUCUUAGCCGACUGUCUCACCAGAGCCCAGAAGCCCUGAUCAAUCUGCAAGGGCAUACUGUUGUGUUCGCUGACCAGUCGGGCAUGAAUGCCUCUGGAGAAGUCUUGCUAGGAACCAUGGAUGUUCACCAUCGGUGGAACAAAUUAUUUCAGCAGCUGCCCAGCUAUCAGAGCCUUCAGCAGCAGACAGACUGGUUAAAGGAAAGAAUCAGUGACCUUCUGGGUGGAUCUCAAGUAAUCAACCUGGAGAGGCUGGGACCAAUCCAGCCUAUCUCUGAACACUACAUGACACUAAGUACUUUCCACCAAACCCUGAUGUCCAGAUGCCUGCGCUUGCAUCCCAGGAGCCUGCAUGGCCUCACCCUGGUACUGGAAAGUAAUCGCUCUACACCUAGUCUCCAUGAGAUGGGGCACUUCAUUAUCCCCACCAUCUGUGACCCUCCCAAACUUCGGGUUUUCCUCCAGAGCCAUGCCUCUGAGGCCAGAAGUUGUACCAUAAAAAGAAAUCAGUUGCAGGUGGAAGAGGAGGCAGUAGUGAAAUUAUGUCUUCAGGGGUUGUCUCUGAGGAACAUUUCCAAGGAGCCCAGUGUUAGCUCAAGACAGAUGAUCCUCUGUUGCAAACGGCUAAUGGAACAGCACUCUCCACUCAUGCAGGGGCUGAAUGUUUGUGUUUCUCACUUUUAUUCUGUCAUGCAGGAUGGGGACCUAUGUGUCCCCUGGGAUUGGAAGAGCUGAGCCAAACUUUCAGAAUUUGCCAGUAAUGGUUGGCCGAUGUGUGGGCUCAUCACAUAAGAAGCAUCUUAUUUUUAAACAAGAUUUUCAUGGCACAAACAUAAAUGUAAAAGUGGCAAAAAGCUAGGGGAUCAAUAAAGUAUCUUUGAAUUGAAUUGAAUUGUAGUAUAUACUGUAUUACUAAAGCUUUUUAGACAAUGCAUUUUUUCGAUUUUGGAAAAUGUCAGUUUUGUGGCUACUUGUAGUUUACCUUGGAAAACAGUUUGUAUUCACAAUCUGAAAUAAAUGUAAAACUGAAAUAAACUGUGAACCACAACUAAUAUAUUCAAUCAAAGAUGUAGACAGACAAUAAAGUGUUUGUCAUGACA